This is a messenger RNA of Aureobasidium namibiae CBS 147.97, 1443 nucleotides long. Its product is annotated as DNA repair protein rad18. The record is from RefSeq and is a predicted model, not a curated record. Gene Ontology annotation, cellular component: nucleus; Rad6-Rad18 complex. Gene Ontology annotation, biological process: DNA damage tolerance; protein monoubiquitination. NCBI's taxonomy places the organism in Eukaryota, Fungi, Ascomycota, Dothideomycetes, Dothideales, Saccotheciaceae. Gene Ontology annotation, molecular function: single-stranded DNA binding; ubiquitin protein ligase activity. The transcript has a single exon. The coding region runs from base 1 to 1443 and encodes 480 amino acids.
AUGGACCACGCCCUCUCCGAUCCCAGUGACUGGCUGAACACAUCUCUCACACCAUUCUGCGCCCUCGAGACCUCACUGCGGUGUCAAGUAUGCAAGGACUUCUUCUCCACCCCCAUGGUCACAACCUGCUCGCACACCUUCUGCAGCAUCUGCAUACGCCGCUGUUUGUCAGUCGAUGGCAAAUGUCCUGCCUGUCGCGCCAACGACCAAGCCAGCAAAUUACGCAGGAAUUGGGCUUUGGAAGAGGUGGUGGGUGCGUUUGUGACGGCUAGACCUGUGGCGCUGGACAUUGCGACAAAGGACAAGAAAGAGAAAGAGGAAGUGAGCACGAGACCGAGUAAAAGGAGGAGGACGGAAAGAUACAGUGGUGGGGCGAGUGAGGUCACGGUGCGCACAACGAGGAGUCAGAGUAAAAGGACGACGCAGAAUGAUCAACCCGCCGUCUACGAUGGAGCAGCAGAUGAGGGUAGCGAUGCCGAAUACACCGAGCCCAGCACCACGCAGCCAGAACGACAACAAACACCCGAUGACGGUCUAGUAGCCUGUCCAAUUUGCCAAACGCGCAUGAAAGAAGAAACAGUCUUCAACCACAUCGGCUCCUCAGCCUGCACCUCUCCCUCUCAAAAAGCACGCCAACAGAAACAAAAACCCUCAGCAGCGCCGUCACAACCCCCAGCAGCAACCAAACCUCUCCUCCCAGACCGUCUGACCGAACUAAAUUACUCCCUCCUCAACGAAAAAGCCCUCCGCAAAAAACUCCAAGAACUAGGCAUCCCUUCCACUGGUUCGAAGACUCUGCUCUCCCGCCGACACACCGAAUACGUAAAUCUCUGGAACGCCAACGUCGACGCCGAAGCCCCGCGCUCAAAGAGAGAAUUGCUUGCCGAGCUUGCGAAAUGGGAUCGGAGUAUCGGUCGGGAUUAUGCUGAUGGCGCCGGUGGUGGGAUAGCAGCAGCGGCACAAGGGAACAACGUCAUGAAGAAAGACUUUGAUGCCAAAGCGUGGGAAAAGGGAAACAAAGACGAUUUUGCACGGUUGAUUGCAGAAGCGAGAAAGGGGAGGGGUAAAGCAAUGCCGAAACCAGACUCCACCGCUGAACCUCCAACCGAGCAACCAAAAGAAUCACAAGCACAACAACCAGAUCCCAUGGCCCUCGACCCCCCAGCGUCAACACCCCGACCUCCUUCUCAAGUAGAACCCGAAACCGAUCUUCCAAGGGGCUACCACAACGCCUCCCUCCCGCAAGAAAACUUUCCUUCGGUCGACAAUCCGCCUCCCUCGGGCCAACGAGUGAAACCCCCACCUUUACCUUCGAGAGAAACUUCUUUGCCGGAAAAAUUUGGAGCAGAGGGAGGGCAAAAGGUUGAUAUGUUUGAGGUUAGCAGUCAUCCGGUUGCUGAUGUGGAGACGAUGUCGGAAGCUGGCGGUGGUGGUGAGCGGUGA